Molecule: messenger RNA, 576 nt
Organism: Diplodia corticola
Lineage: Eukaryota; Fungi; Ascomycota; Dothideomycetes; Botryosphaeriales; Botryosphaeriaceae
Exons: 1
Coding region: 1-576 (191 amino acids)
Source: RefSeq, a predicted model, not a curated record
AUGACUCGGCCCCCAAAUCCUCCGCCGGUCCCCUACGAGCGCACCAUAAACGCAGCCUGGACUCGCAGCAUGUACGCCGAGACAGCGAAGGAAAUGCGCAGCUUCCAACCCGAAGUCCCGGAUCCAUGGACUAUGCCCAAAAGCCUCGGUCCUGCUGAGAUCGCGUAUUAUGGCCGCCUUUCUAAGCGUAGCACGUCGUCGCGGGUCCGGAACGCCGAUAGCGACCUCACCAUACUCGAGCAGAGAGGCAGAGAGGGCAUCAUACAGGAGUGUGAGAAAGGAGAGCUGGUGGAAGAUCUUCAGAAGGAGAAGCACAUGCGAAAGGGAAAAGAUAAGGAUAUGGCGGUGACUAUCCUGCGCCCUAACCCCAUUAGCCGGGCGAAUGAGGAAAACGAGCAGAUCGUGGUGGGUCGAGAGGAUGAGCGCUUCGCCAUUGACUCUCGUGGACGUCGCGUCAACGUCGGUGAUUGUGAUGAGCGGACGAAGGAAGAGAAGGAUUUGGACAAGUUGUGCGAUUGGACCGAAUCAAAAAUCUACUCGGCGCGCACUCCAGCAAGCCGAAACCCACAGGAGUAG